Molecule: messenger RNA, 6561 nt
Organism: Cebus imitator (Panamanian white-faced capuchin)
Lineage: Eukaryota; Metazoa; Chordata; Mammalia; Primates; Cebidae
Gene: AKNA
Product: AT-hook transcription factor
Exons: 22
Coding region: 1646-5620 (1324 amino acids)
Biological process (GO): epithelial to mesenchymal transition; neuroblast division in subventricular zone; neuroblast delamination
Cellular component (GO): centrosome
Source: RefSeq, a predicted model, not a curated record
GGACUCUUUCCCAAUGCCACCAGCCCCGAGCUCCUGGAGGACUUCCGCCUGGCCCAGCAGCACCGGCCACCCCUGGAGUGGAACCCACACCCGCAGCCUGAUGGGCAUCAGGAUUCCGAGUCAGGAGAGACUUCGGGAGCAGAUGUGAACAUUUUUCUAGCUCAUCAGAUCCUCUCCCACAAGUGAUUCCUGGACUUCCAUGGUGUGGAUAUUCCGUGGUUAAUUGGCCUGGACUUCCAUGGUGUGGAUAUUCCGUGGUUAAUUGGCCCGUCUCCUAUCGCUGGACAUUGUAGCAGUUUCUAGUUUUUGCUAUUAUAAAUAAUGCAGAGAUGAACGUCACUAAUAUAUCUUUGCACACUUGAUUAUCAUAUCUUUGGUAAUUUGAAUUACUUAGUCCCAGGGUUAUGUCCAGUUUGGAUUUGUUUUUUUUUUUAGGCAGAGUCUUACUCUGUUGCCCAGGCUGGAGUGCAGUGGCAGGAUCAGGGCUCACUGCAGCCUCGACCUUUCGGGCUCUGUCAAUCCUCAGAACUCCACCUCCCGAGUUGCCACCACACCUGGCUAAUUUUGGUAUUUUUUGUAGAGACAGGGUCUCACAGUGUUACCCAGGCUGGUCUCAAACUCUUGGCCUGAAGCAAGCCUCUCGCUUUGGCCUCCCAAAAUGUUGGGAUUGCAAAUGUGAGCCGUCAUGUCUGGCCACUUUUAAGAUUUUAAAAAAUCCCAAUCAGCAGUGAGAACGUUGAGAUUUCUUGUUUUCUACAAUAACUGUGUUCUGGCUGCAUCCAGACUGACUUAAACUGAAUCCCUAGUGUUGCUUAGCAAGUCCCUUCUGUCUGAAUCUUGCUUUUUCCUUCUAUAAAAUGAGAGGAAUAGUGUCGCGGAGAAUAGUAAGAGCUUGACACAAGGUGGCUAUUGCACUUAGAUUAUGAGUGAGAUGCCGCUGUUUUAGGGUCCUGUGACUCCUGCAGGCUGGUGUGGAUUGCAUCAUUACUCAAAGUUUUACACACCUGAUCUGCUCAAAGUGGGCAUUGCCCACUGCUGCCCACUCAGGAGCCAUUUCUGAGCUCUCUCUCCAGCAGGACAUGGUGAGAGAAAUGCACUGGGCCAACAGGGCAGAGGCAUCUCUUCCUGGGGUCACAUGGUAACCCCUGCUAUGAUGUAACAGCUGCUACCCUGUCCUGUGCCUUUACUAUGUGCCAGGCACAGGGCUGGGCAGGGUCAAGCCCCCUCUUGUUCCCUCCUCACCACCCUCUGUCAGGUAGGAGGAACCAGCCUCAAGUUUGACUGUGGAUUGCCAGAGGGUUCAACAAUUUGUCUAUGGCCCCAGUGAGGGGUCCUAGGAGCCAGGACUGAAACCAGGGCUCCCUGGCUCCAAAGCCCAGGCCCUUCACCUCUAGUGUAUGACCCCUAGUGGUGGAAGCAAACUCACCUGCAUGGCUGGGGCCUGGGUCCUAGGUCCAGGGAACCACUGGGUGAUCACUGGCAACUGACCUAAUGUUCAGGUGUGCUGCUGUAAGCAAGAGUAACUUGCUGGAGGAGCUGUUAAGGGACACAGAGGCAUCAAGAGGCUGAAGCAGAGGAUGCGGACAGCCCCGCAAGUUCCCACAAGCCCCUCGCCUGGCUCCCCCCGCAGGGCCAUCAGCUGGACAUGACUGAGGAGGAGCCAGAUAGGACCCUCGGAAGUCCGGAGGUGGAGGAUGCGGGAGAGAGCUGCCUGAGGUUGGGGUAUGAGGCUGGUCUCAGCUUGGAGGGCCAUGGAAACACCAGCCCCAUGGCUCUGAGGCAGGGUCAGGUCAGGGGCUGGGUGGCUUCUGGCGAACAAGCCGGUGGAGACAAACUUUCCGAACAUUCCGAGGUCAACCCAUCCGUUGAGCUCAGCCCGGCAAGGUCCUGGAGCAGUGGGACUGUGAGCCUCGACCACCCUAGUGACAGCCUUGAUUCCACUUGGGAAGGAGAGAUCGAUGGCUCCCCGCCCACUGCCCUGGCGGAAACCUUGCCAGAGAGCCCCAGCCACCACCUCCUGCACCCAGAUGACAGAACUGGAGGCAGUGUUGCUCAGGCAACCCUCAUGGAAUUCCAGGACUCCUCGGCUCCCCCAGCCCAGAGUCCACAGCGUGCCGCAGAUAGAUGGAGGAGAGAAACGACCAGAUUUGCCUGCCCGCAGCCCGAGGAACACAUCUGGAAGCUGACAAAGACAUCACCUAAGCCACUCCCUUCCCGAUUCAUUGGCUCCAUCAGCCCCCUGAAUCCUCAGCCCAGGCCAAUCCGGCAGGGCAGGCCGCUGCCCAGACAGGGAGCCACUCUGGCUGGCCGGUCCUCUUCUAAUGCCCCCAAGUAUGGCCGGGGGCAGCUGAACUACCCACUCCCUGAUUUCUCCAAGGUAGGGCCCCGGGUGAGAUUCCCCAAAGAUGAGAGCUACCGUCCCCCCAAGUCUAGAAGCCAUAACAGGCAGCCUCAGGCCCCUGCCCGGCCCCUCAUCUUCAAGUCACCAGCCGAGAUUGUGCAGGAGGUGCUGCUGAGCAGUGGAGAAGCAGCCCUGGGGAAGGACAUGCCUCCUGCCCAUCCCAUCACCAGGGUACCACAAGAAUUUCAGACGCCUGAGCAAGCCACUGAGCUUGUUCAUCAGCUCCAGGAAGACUACCACAGACUCCUCACGAAGUAUGCUGAAGCUGAGAACACCAUUGACCAGCUACGCCUUGGGGCCAAGGUGAACCUGUUCUCUGACCCACCCCAGCCCAGCCGCAGCAUCCACACAGGAAUGGUACCGCAGGGGACCAAGGUCCUGUCCUUCACCAUCCCACAGCCCCGCUCAGCGGAGUGGUGGCCGGGCCCGGCUGAGGACCCCCAGACCUCUGUGGCCUCAGGGUGGCCAUCAGCUCGAGGAGACCUGAGCCCCUCCUCGCCCACCAGCAAGCCCAACCUAGGGUGGCUUCCAGAGAACGGGGGCGUCUCCAAGGACCAGUCCUCAGCAGAGCAGACCCAGGCACUGGCUUCUCAGGCCCGACAGUUCCUGGCCAAGGUGGAGUCCUUUGAAAGACUGAUACAGGCAGGACGGCUCAUGCCCCAGGACCAACUCAAGGGCUUCCUGCGGCUGAAGGCUGCCCACGCAGCCCUGGAGGAGGAGUACCUGAAGGCCUGCCGGGAGCAACUCGCUGACCAGCCACUUGCCGGCUCCAUGGGGACGCCUGGGAGAUUUGAUCCUGGCAGGGAGCUGGAGGCAGAGAUUUACCGUCUGGGAAGUUGCCUGGAAGAGCUGAAGGAACACAUAGACCAGACCCAGCAAGAGCCUGAGCUGCCCCAGUCAGACUCAGCUCUGGACAGCUCCCCAGCCCUGCCCUACCCCCACCAGCCAAAGCACCUGCCGGCUUCUUCCGGACAAGCCCCUACGCCAGCCAUCAAGACCUCCCGCUGUGAGCCUGCCACCACCACUGCUGCCGCCAGCACUGGCCCCUACCCACUGCAUGUGAAUGUCGAGGUGAGCUCUGGCAACAAUGAGGUGGAGGACAGGCUGCAGGACCCCCCGGCCCCACUCAGGGACAAGGAGCUGCAGACGGAGCAAGUUCUCCAUGGCCUCUUGGAGCGGUCCCUCGGUGUGAAGUCUCUCCCGGAAGCCGUGAAGAUGGAGGAGGAGGAAGAAGGCGAGGAAGAGGAGGAGGAGGAGGGAGGCGACUCCUUGGAAGUUGAUGGGGUGGCUGCAGCUUCAGGGAAGGCAGAGGCCACCGGGGUCCUCCCAAGGCAGUGCCUGGUGCAGGCUGAGAAAAGUCAUGGGGCUCCCCUGGAGGAGGCCACAGAGCAGAUGGAAUCUGUGAAGCCACCAGGUUUCCAGACAUCCCUGGCCAGAGACGGGCACAUGUCAGGCCUGGGCAAGGCUGAGGCAGCCCCUCCAGGCCCUAGCAUGCCACCCCAUGCUAGGGCACCCCACCCUCCGGGCACCAAGUCUGCAGCAUCCCACCAAAGUAGUAUGACCAGCCUGGAGGAAAGUGGCAUUUCUGAGCGCCUUGCACAGAAGUCUUUGCACCAAGCCGGUGGGCCCCACCUGGAGGAGCCCUGGAUGGCAUUCCCGGAGACAGACAGUGGCUUUGUGGGCUCAGAAACAAGCAGAGUCUCACCCCUCACCCAGACUCCAGAGCACCGGCUCUCCCACAUCAGCACAGCAGGGACAUUAGCCCAGCCCUUCACCGCAUCUGUGCCCAGGGAUGGAGCCUCCUACCCCAAGGCCAGGGGUUCUCUGGUCCCCAGAAGAGCCACAGAGCCCAGCACACCCCGGAGCCGAGCACAGAGGCAUCUCUCCUGCCCAAGUGGGCCUCUCCUUCAGAGGGUACCCAACUGCAGCCUGGAGCGGGCAUUGGCCACAGAGAUGGUGGUUCCUGGCUCGGAGUUUGAGGGGCAUAAGCAGAUUUCUGAACAGCUCCUUCCCAGCAAGACAAUCAGCCCACCCCCAGCCCCUGCCCCAGCCGCUGCCCCUCUGCCCCGUGGACCAACAGAGACCAUCCCCAACUUCCCACUCAACAGGGCAGAGCGAGACCAGGCCAUCCGCGAGCUGCAAGAGGAGGUGUCCCGGCUCCGCCUGCGGCUGGAGGACAGCCUGCAUCGGGCACCCCAGGAUAGCCCGACUCGCCCAGCGUUUGCCUUUGACCGCCCCACCCGGACCCGCGGCCGGCCAGCGGACUCCCCAGCCCCCUGGGGCUCCCAUUAUGGCAGUAAAUCCACAGAGAGAUUGUCUGGGGAGCCUAGAGGUGAAGAGCAGACGGUCUCCGCAGGAAGGCGGCGAGCCAGGUCUUCCUCAGUGCCUCGGGAGGUGCCCCGACUGUCCCUGAGUUCAGACUCUGAGUUGCCCCCCCGGCCACUGUUCUCUGAGAAGAGCAGGACCACUGAGGACAGUCCACGGGCAGCGCGGGACAGAAAGAGAGGGGGUGGCAGUGCUGGAUGGUCAGACAGGGUCACCUUCCGGGGCCAAUACACAGGCCACGAAUACCAUGUUCUGUCCCCUAAGGCGGUCCCAAAAGGCAAUGGCACAGUCUCCUGUCCCCACUGCCGGCCCGUCAGGACCCAGAAUGCAGGCGGUGCUGCCACAGGAGACCCACUGGGACCACCUCCUGCUGAUACCCUUCAGUGUCCCCUGUGUGGUCGAGUUGGGUCUCCCCCGGACGGAGAUGGCCCAGGCUCAGCCACCUCUGGGGCAGAGAAGGCCACCACGAGAAGAAAAGCACCAUCAACUCCCAGCCCCAAGCAGAGGGGCAAGCAGGCGGGGUUGUCGCCAUGCCCACCCUCUGGACUGUGGUACCUGGCGGCUGCGCCCCCAGCACCAGCCCCUCCGGCCUUUGCCUACAUCUCCUCGGUGCCUGUCAUGCCUUAUCCACCAGCCGCUGUGUACUAUGCGCCCGCAGGACCUACCUCAGCCCGACCAGCUGCCGAGUGGCCCCCCACAGCCUCUCCCCCGCCAGCCCGGGGGCACCGGCACUCCAUCCAGCUCGACCUGGGCGACCUGGAGGAGCUCAACAAGGCCCUGAGCCGGGCCGUGCAGGCUGCCGAGAGCGUCCGCUCCACCACCAGGCAGAUGAGCCGCUCGCUGUCGGCCGACCUGCGCCAGGCUCACAGCCUGCAGGGCUCCUGCCUCUUCUGACUUCACUGGGGGCCCAGAGACAGAUGAGUGGGUGGGUGGGCAGGUGGCCGCCAGGCCAGGAGCGGGCUGGAACUGCUGAGGCCCGGAAGGCCCGCAUAGUUUCUCACCAGGAGAGUAUCCCUCCAGCACAGACCCCGCCUGCUCAGUCCCUGUGCUUUCCGAGUGGAGGGGGUGCCAGCUCAAUCACCAAGAGAUGUGACUUUCCAGGAGCACCUGCCCCUCACAGAGGUGCUGUGAGCGAGGCCCGCCUACGUCCGGGCAGAGCCUCUGACAGUCUCUCCUGGUCCUGCACGUGUCCCCCUGCAGCUAAUAAUAGGCAUUUUAUAUACAGAUGGACAGAUAUUUUUUUAAACUGGGGAGUUUUCCUGAUCUUGGGUCCUCCUUAGGAGGCCAGACAAGAAAGGAAAGGCGUACGGUUUCUGGAGCACACCUGUCCCCCAUGUGACCAGUCACUCUGGGGCAAGCACCUCUGGAAGGGCACAGCUGGAGACCUUUCUCCUAGUGACUGGCAGUCAGUGGGGCAUUUUACGAUGUCAGAGCCCCAGGCUGACAUGCGUCCAGCUUCUCCAUGGCAGCAGAGGCCUUCCCCGUGGGCCUGCUGGGAUGGAGGCAAGCUACGAAGCACCCAGGACGCCGUCCACUGUAGUCCCUCUCAGUACCUCAUGCAAGGUCCCCAGCUUCUCCUAGGAUCCCAGUGGCAUUUAUCAGUGGCCAGCUACCUGCCAGGCCUGGGCUGGGGUACGGUCUGUGGCCAUAAGGCUAGGCCGCCUCCCGCACCCCCACCCCAUGGCAGCACAUACCUCUGCAUUUCUGGAAUGUGUGUGCAUCAAUGAUGUUUGUAUAUUUGAGGCAUUUAAAAAUCUAUUUUCGUUACAAGGGCAAAUGAAGAAUGAAUAUUGAUCUUAAAAUAAGAAAAGAAGACAAAAAAAUACCCAGAGCCA